AUGGGCGGGACCACAAGCUCAUCGGAAUAUGCCACCCAGGAAAAACAGCAGAGCUCUUCACCCACAGUUACAUCAACGCAAGAUGGCGAUUCACCUCUGUCAAACCUUGAAGCAGUCCCGACGAACACGUCGUACAUCCCGCCUUCACUUCCUCCAUGGCGCCGCCACGCAAUAAUGUUUGCACUUUGCAUGACCCUUCUUCUCUCCGCUCUCGACGUUACAAUCAUUGCAACCGCGCUGCCCACAAUCGCAUCAACCCUUCAUGCGUCAGCGGCUCAAUAUGCAUGGGUCGGAAGCUCUUACACUCUUUCAAGCACAGCGUCGACGCCGGUCUGGGCGAAAAUGUCGGACAUUUUCGGGCGCAAGUGGACGAUCAUGGCGGCAGCGGCGACUUUCAUGGCAGGGAGCUUGAUUGCGGCGUUGGCGGGAUCAAUCUCGGUUCUUAUUGUCGGUAGGACGGUUCAAGGACUCGGGGGAGGCGGGUCUUUGGUUUUGGUGACGAUUCUAAUUGGCGAUUUGUUCAAGUUGGAGGAAAGAGCCAAGUAUUACGGAAUGACUGGUAUCGUAUGGGGUAUCGCGAGCGGCGUUGGACCGAUACUCGGCGGUGUGUUUACACAGACGAUUGGUUGGAGGUGGUGUUUCUACAUCAACCUUCCAUUUGACGGGAUCGCUCUCCUAGUCCUCUUCUUUGUCCUCAAAGUAGAAACGCCCAAGGAAUCCUUCCUAACCGGUCUUCAAGAGUUAGAUUGGACCGGCUUCGCACUAAUCAUAGGCGGAACGAUAUGCUUCCUCUAUGGCCUCGAAACUGGCGCAGGUGGUCUCCUCGCUUGGAAUUCGGCGCAGGUCAUAUGCCUCAUCGUCUUUGGCGUAUUAAUACUCGCCCUCUUCAUGGUCUGGGAGGCGCGCUUCGCCUCGAACCCAAUCAUUCCCUUCCGCAUUUUCCAAAAGGUCACCAACAUCGCCUCAUUCGCUCUUUCUUGCAUUCACAGCUUUGUUUUCAUCUCAUAUGACUACUUUCUCCCACUGUACUUCCAAGUGGUAUUGGGCUUUCGUCCCAUCAUUGCUGGAGUGUCGCUUUUUGCGUUGCUCAUUCCCCUGACAAUAAUGACAAUGCUUGGGGGGCUGUUCACCCGAAGAACAGGAAACUACAUUAUCCCAAUAUUGUUCGGUUCUGCUCUUAUGACCCUCGGAAACGGUCUCUUUAUCACGUUCGACACAAGCACCAACUGGGCGAAAAUGAUCGUCUUCCAAAUGAUCACCGGCAUCGGAGCUGGCGUGCUCUUUCAGAGUCCUAUGAUCGCUAUACAGACACAUACUCAUCAGAAAGAUAUCCCAGCAGCCAUGUCUGCAUUCUCGUUUUUCAGAUCUCUUUUCUCAUCAAUGUCGAUUGUCAUCGGGACGGUGUUGCUCCAGCGAAAUCUGGGCGGGGGAGGAUUGACAGCGGGACAAAUCCACUCGGAAGACGCCUCUGGAGAAAUGGGAAGUACGGACAGAGAGAGAUAUGUCUCUUCGUUGCAUGUGAUGUGGGCUUUUUUCACAGGCAUGGCCGGUUGCAUGCUUUUCGCAGCGGUGUUUAUCAAACAGAAACCUAGAAAGGCAUCUCCGCAGCCUGAGAGCUAG
Messenger RNA from Colletotrichum truncatum, 1620 nucleotides. Its product is annotated as efflux pump antibiotic resistance. Gene Ontology annotation, biological process: transmembrane transport. Gene Ontology annotation, cellular component: plasma membrane. Gene Ontology annotation, molecular function: transmembrane transporter activity. Lineage: Eukaryota; Fungi; Ascomycota; Sordariomycetes; Glomerellales; Glomerellaceae. The record is from RefSeq and is a predicted model, not a curated record.